AUGCACACUUCAAGUCUCUCGAGCACAAAAACGAUGUCAUUCGUGUACAGGUGAUAGUGCAAUGUUAACAAUUUUGAUUAUUGUAAAUAAAAUCUAAUCAUGUAGUUAUAAAAGAUAAAUAAUGUAAUUAAAAUGUUUAUAAAGACAACAAAAUUAAUAUGUGAUAAAUUAAUUCCACGUGAUUUCUGCAAGAAUAUAGCAAUUUAUAAUUUUGUGAUCGUAAUUAGGACAAGUGUUAUGCACAUUUGAAAGGCGAUAUUAAAAUGCCUUAACGCGUAGUUGUAAAAGUGAUUUAAUUAUAAUGUGAACAUAAAUAAUGACAUGUACACAUACACGGCGAAAAAAUAUGUGAAAUUAUACAUUGUAUAGCGCUCAACAAUAUCUUCGACAAUAUGAAUAUUUAAGUGCCUUUGACGUAUGUAGUUAAAAUAAAUUAAUUUAGUAACGUGGCCAGUCUCUACGCGUCAGUGUAUUAAUAUAUUUAAGUAAAGAUAAUAAUUAGAUUUAACAAACUAACAAUAAAAAUCUGUCUCGAGAGCUAAUAUAUGCAAAACAGCUGAGCACAUACACAGAUAUAUUUUGUAGUAAAUAUUUACAUAACGAGAUAACGUGCACCAGCAAAUCAGAUUCGGGACAUACUGUGAUAAAUUUUAAUAAAUAAAUAUCUUUAUUAGUGCAAUAUUAAACAUAAAUAUUUUUAGAAGAUCUUGAAGAAAUUUUCUUAUAAAUUACUUUUGAACAUGUGAUACUACUAAUUAGUUAGGAUUACUUCAACUUGCGGGAUAGAAGCUAUAUUCAUGGUUUACAUGGAUGGCCUGGUAUUGGAUCCCCUGCCUGCUAAAGAGGCAGAGGAAGCCCCCGUUCAAGUUGAACCGGUAGACUUAAGUGUUAAAGUUCGCAGAACUAAUUUACGAUCUCCACCACCUUUACUAGCUGCGCCAAUUAAGCACAAACGCAGCAAUGAUGCGCUCUGCUUGUCUACUAAAUCCAUUGCAGUUGUGCAUAAGCGAUUACUCGAUUUACAAAACAAUAAACAAUUAUCAUCAGUACAAGAACUUCGGAAAUUUCGGGUAAAUAACAACGACAUAAAAGUUGAAUCAGUGGAUAAUCAGAAGGAACUUCCUGAAAAUAUCAGGUCUGACUUCACUAAAUCAACUCAGAAACUGUCACGAAUCUGUGAUAAUAUUAGUGACAAGCAACAUUUUAAGGAAAUAGUAGAUGAUAAUCAAUAUUUAAACAAAGACAAAACACGACUAGAUAAUCCGCCACAAAAUGAGGAUAAGAACGAACUUACGAGAGUUUACUCAAAUCAUCCUUUUACAGAAAAGUAUGCAAAAACUUUUAAGGAGCCUUGUGAACCUAUCUUGCCAAAUGAUACAAUAAAGUUCAGGCCGUACAGAAACGAUGUAGAUGGCAAAGGAAAUGUUGUAUUUUCACAAGUACCUGAACUUUUUCUGCAUCCAGGAUUUGCAUCGUCAAAAAAUGUCAAAUGCGAUUUAGAUUUUUCCAAAUAUUCGAACGAUUUACCCCAAGCUUCUGAUCUUAGUUUUUCGCAUAAAAAACUUUCAAACUCUAAAAUAAACGUUGAAACUUUAACUGAUCUCUCACUAAAUGUACGAAAAAUUAAACAGAUGGUUGUUGAAAGUGAUAAAGAACCAUCCAAGUCUAAUGUUAAUUCAGUAGAUUGUAGUUCUGUGACUUAUCGGCCUUAUGAUAAGUCACAACAAGUUGCUCAACUUUCGAAGUUGACAGAUGAAUUUAAACAGGGUCUUGACACAAACGCUAGUAAUUCUCACAAAAAUUUAAUGCAAAAUUCAUUGUUGGCUAAAUUGGACUACGCUCAAAUAGCCACCGAACCAAAUUUAGCAUCGUUGUCUCAAAAUUUGAAUCCGAUCUGCAGCCGAGCCACAUUCUCGUAUAAAAUUAUGGCACAAAGCACCAAUUUGAGAACACUUUCUGUAGAUUCUGACAACAGUGCAUCCAUGAUCAACUCACAAAACUCGGAACAAGUUCUUCAAUUUGGACAAAAUGCUGGCAAAAUAAUCAAAACCAGUUUGAAGGAUCAACCACAUCUUGAAGAAGUCAAUGAUAAAGAAUUGAAAUUAGUGAAUUUGGAAAAACAAAAUCUGCUUAAUUUUGUAAAUAAUAACAAUAAUAAUAUUAACAAUGGAAUAAAGCUAAGAAAGGCUCACAAAUGCGAUGUCGAAGGUUGCGAUAAGGUCUACACCAAGAGUUCGCACCUGAAAGCUCAUAAACGGACACAUACAGGUGAAAAACCUUAUGUAUGUACCUGGGCGGGAUGCGGGUGGAGGUUUGCCAGGUCAGAUGAAUUGACGAGACAUCAUCGCAAGCAUACUGGCCUGAAACCAUUUGCCUGCAGGCUGUGCCAGAGGAGGUUUAGUAGAUCCGACCAUUUGUCUCUUCAUAUGCGAAGACAUUGAAAUUUUAUUAGAGCAAAGUAACAAAUAUUGAAUUAGAUUGAAAAAAUACUAACUAACGGGGAAAUUCCAAAAAUGGAAAAGUUUAAUUAGUAUCAAAACAGGGCGGUUGAUUUUUUUUAUUUCAAAUAUAAUAAGUUUUUGUUAACGUUUUCAAGAACAGUAAAUGACUUUAAUAUAAUAGUUCAUUUCAGAGCAAAAGAAGACAACAGAUUAUUUAACUGCAAACCUGAAAAUUCAAUUGAAGCCAUCUAAUAAGGAGAACCUCAGGUUACUCUUCUGGGAUUUUGAUGAAACUUUGCAUGGUGAUAAGGUUGAUAGUCAAACAGAACAGAUUUAAAAAUUAUUGUUAUAUGAGAAGUGGAUUAAUUAUAAAAAAUAAUCAAAGUUUUGUAAAAUAGAAUAAAUGAAUUUAUAUGUCUCGGUAGCUCAAUCGGUUCAACCGCUUGCUUGUACUUGUUGCUCUCGGAUUCAUAGAUAAGAGAGUUAAGGGGCACAACUAGUGUAACCGCCUUAAAAAAAGGUGGUUUUUGGGAAUUUAUAUUAAGAAAACUACUUUAUCAAUCAUUUCAAAAUUUUAGGAAU
Messenger RNA from Ctenocephalides felis (cat flea), 3023 nucleotides. Its product is annotated as polycomb protein PHO-like. Bases 798 to 2441 code for a protein of 547 amino acids. The record is from RefSeq and is a predicted model, not a curated record. Gene Ontology annotation, biological process: regulation of transcription by RNA polymerase II. The transcript is spliced from 6 exons. Gene Ontology annotation, molecular function: DNA-binding transcription factor activity, RNA polymerase II-specific; RNA polymerase II cis-regulatory region sequence-specific DNA binding. NCBI's taxonomy places the organism in Eukaryota, Metazoa, Arthropoda, Insecta, Siphonaptera, Pulicidae.